AUGGUGAGAAAUCCACUUAGAACCAACAUGAGCAACAAUACUAGAGUGAAGCAGGGCGCUUGGAGUGGGGAAGAAGAUCAGAAGCUCAUUACUUAUAUCAGGAGAUAUGGCAUUUGGAACUGGACUCACAUGCCCAAAGCUGCUGGUUUGGCACGAACCGGGAAAAGCUGUAGACUUCGGUGGAUGAACUAUCUGAGGCCUGACAUCAGGCAUGGAAACAUCACCAAAAAAGAGGAGGAUCUGAUCCUCGAGCUGCACCGACUUCUCGGAAAUAAAUGGGCGGCAAUUGUUGCUAGACUUUCCGGACGGACUGAUAAUGAAAUCAAGAAUUAUUGGAACACCCACAUGAAGAAAGGUGUCGGCAACAGGAACAAGUUGAAAAUUCCAACCGCAUGUGAUGUUGAAGUUAAGCCCGAUCACAAUGACAGUUCAUCCCAUCCCUGCCCUCAUGUAGCAGGAGGCUGUGUACCACAGCGAUUCCUGUGA
This is a messenger RNA of Rhodamnia argentea, 486 nucleotides long. RefSeq names its product transcription factor MYB3-like. Lineage: Eukaryota; Viridiplantae; Streptophyta; Magnoliopsida; Myrtales; Myrtaceae. The coding region runs from base 1 to 486 and encodes 161 amino acids. The record is from RefSeq and is a predicted model, not a curated record. Gene Ontology annotation, biological process: regulation of stomatal movement. The transcript has 3 exons.